GGGAUCUGUAACUCUGUAGCUCUUGUUACUCCGUAAACCUGGGGUAUAUGCGGCGGCGAAGAAGCCUUUGUUGUGUGUUGUGUGGUGGCAGCUGGGCAGCUGACUGGACCAUUCACCGUCACCGUCACCGUCACCGUCACCGUCACCAGAGCCCCGACCAAGAUGGCUGGAGUCCAUUUUUCCAUGCUGUUGUUAUUGGAUCUUGAUUGAUUGAUUCCUAAACAAAAACAUCCUUGAAAUCAACAGCAAUUGGACAGCUUUCCUUUCCCCAGGGGAGGGGGGGGUACUUCGGCAAGGGGUACUCCGCCCCGCCAAGGCAGCGCUUCCUAGUACCUGCCGCCGGGGUACCAUAAUUGCCCUGCCCUGCCAUUGUAGGCUGUAACCAAGCCCCAGCGCCGCCGUUCAUUUCGGCAUCAUUUAUUCAUUCGUUCGUAUUUAUUUAUUUAUUUAUUUAUUUUCUGCGGUGCUUCUCGCCAGGUUCUUGAUGUCAAACUCGCCUUCGCUUCCUUGCGUUUUCUAGACUAGUUAGAAUUAUUAGAGUUGCGGCUACUUUUCUUCCUCCUUUGUUGGCUGUUUUUCCUCAUCUCUCUCUCUCUCUGCUCUAUCCAGAUCGCCCGCUUUUCCGCCAUCUCCGCCGUCCGUCCUGCUGCUGCUCUGAUCUCCGAGGACACACGCGCCCUCCCCCCCCCCCUGGUGAUCGGUUUGUCAGUUCCGCGGCCGGUGCGGUCGGCCGGUGGAUCCUGCGUGACUCGGUCGUUGCCCAAGCCAGCCAGCGCUUCCCCCCACGUCCUCCUCGCAUCGUCCUCGCUCUCCUCCUCCUCCUCCUCACCCACCUCCUCCCCCCCACCACAUUGAUCUGCUUUUUUCUUUUUUUCUUUUUUCUUUUUUUCUUUUUUCUCCCCCGUUCUUUGGCUACCUUACCUUGUAUCCCGUUGCUUCUACAGCGCGAAUUGUACACAGCCAUCGACUGGCAACUGUUGUUCGACUUGGAUAUGUCCCAGCUCGACACCACGACUAGCAGCAGCGACGACGACGACCAUCUCCGCCCGACCGCACACUUCCUAAGACGAUAUUCGCUAGUUCCGAUGUGACUGUGAAAACAGAGUCAGGGUUUCCAUCAUGAGCUCUAAAGAUAGUGCUGCCGUUGCGCACGCUGGCUCUGGGAAGGAGACCAAUCCCCAGAGCCAUCCGCAUGAAGCCCAUGAAUCGCAAGAAUGGCGCAACUCGAACAAUCAAACGGAUACAGAUACCCCGCCGGAUGCAAAAAGUCCGGAUUCAGACGCAAUGCCACCCAAGGCGCCACCAUUACAAAAGCGACGACGGGUGACGAGAGCUUGCGACGAGUGUAGACGGAAAAAGAUCAAAUGCGACGGCAAGCAGCCGUGUACUCAUUGUACCGUCUACAGUUAUGAUUGUACCUAUGAUCAGCCUUCGAACCGGCGACGAAAUCCUGCCCCACAGUAUAUCGAAGCGCUCGAAAACCGUGUACAAAAGGCGGAGGCGAUUCUUCGCGCAGUGAUCCCGGACCUUGACAUCAAUGACCCUCGCUUCGAUACCGUUGGACCGGAAGAAUUGGUUGCGCGAAUCAGAGACCGCCUCAAAAUUUCUGACAGGGGUGAUCCAGAGGGGCAACAACUAGCAGGGCAGGAGAAGGGAGAGGAAUCGCUUUUGGAGUCGAUGGUCGAUAAUACGGGUUUGCUUGAUGUUGACGAUCAAGGACAUUGGGAUUACCAUGGCCAAUCGUCGGGGUUAAUUUUUAUGCGCCACCUACGGAAACAAUUUGGUAAUCUACCGGACCCUCGACCUGAAGACCGGCCAAAGACCAAAUUCCAAAAUAUUUCCCACAUUCUUGAAGGAACAAAAUCGUCAUCGGAAUCCCCAAUUGACUCCCAUCUGUCUCCGCUUCAUGAUUUGCCCGAAAAGGAGGUUGCCCGCAAACUCUGUAUGAAUGCCCUCGAAGAUGGCUGCUGCAUCAUGCGAUUGCUACAUAUACCUAGCUUCUAUGUUAUGUUGGAUCGAAUUUAUGACACCCCGCCUGAGAAUUUCUCGAAUGAGGAGAACAGUUUUUUGCCCUUGUUAUAUCUGGUCCUUGCUGUGGGCUGUCUUUUUAGAGGGGUUGGUGAUUCUACACUAGAUAAGUCGGGUUACGAGAGCGCAACAGAUCAAGGGUUCCAAUAUUUCAAAGCAGGACGACAGCUUCUUGACAUUACGGAGUGCCGUGACCUUACGUCUCUACAGACUGUCUGCUUCAUGAUCCUGUUCCUUCAGUCAUCAGCGAACAUCAGCACCUGCUACUCCUAUAUAGGUAUCGCGUUACGUGCCUCACUCCGCCUUGGCCUUCAUCGAUCCGUUUCAGCCAAUUUUAAUCCUAUAGAGCUAGAAACUCGAAAGAGGGUAUUUUGGGUCGUGCGAAAAAUGGAUGUGCACGUAAGUACGAUCCUUGGCCUACCGUCAAUGCUAAGUGAAGACGAUAUCGAUCAAGAAUACCCGCAAGCUAUCGAUGAUGAGUUCAUCACCGCGGAGAAAAUUUUACCAAUACCGCCAAACCAUAUCACUUUGAUGGCUGGCGUGAACGCACAUAUCCGUCUCGGUCGCAUUGUCAUGAAAGUUGUCAAGUAUAUCUACCCUGUGAAGGUCGCAAACCAAGGUGCAAACCAUACAUACAUGGUGAGCCACUCAAAAAUUCGCGAACUUGAACGUGAUUUGCAGGCUUGGCAUGAGGAUCUUCCCGAUUCAUUCAGACCGGGAGGGGAUGCUCCCCCUCAUAUCGAGAGAAUGAGGCAAUUACUUCGGAUUGGCUACGCUCACGUGCAGAUGGUUAUGUAUCGCCCGUUCCUUCAUUAUGUUACUGGCAACGCGCAGGACCGGAAAAUUGACAAACGAUCUUUUGCAUGUGCUGCUGCAUGUGUGAGUGUGGCGCGUAAUGUCGUCCACAUUACCGCUGGAAUGAAAGAGAAGAAGCUCCUCAAUGGCUCUUACUGGUUUACGAUGUAUACUACGUAUUUUGCCGUGUUGUCACUGCUCUUCUUCAUCCUUGAAAAUCCUGAGUCGGCUACUGUCAAAGACGGCAUCUUAAAAGAUGCUCUCGAAGGCAAGAAUGCACUUGCAGGGCUGGCUAAGAAUAGUAUGGCUGCGGAUCGGUGUGCUCAAAGCUUAAAUUCUAUUUUCAAACACCUGCCCGAAAAAUUGCAAAAUCGACGGAAUACUCCAGUGCCCUUGAAUAGGAAACGUGCUCAACCUACUCCACCACCGGCAUCGAAACCCAGGGGCACAAUGACACCACCCAACGUUACUACGGCUACCCCUGAUACUCUGAUCGUGCAACCUCCCCAAAGAGCAAAAACGUUCCCUGUUCAUCUGCAAGCUUCGAAACAACUGGGACCAGCAAGGAAUCAGACACUAGGUACAAGUGUUGACGAUAGCCACCAUAUUCAGCCCCUGCGCUCAUGGAGAGCGAAUGAGCAGUCGCCGUUUGGUCUGCCUGAGUCUACUCCGAAGUCAUCGUCUGCCAAUGACGAAGAUAUGAUGCGAAGUUCUUUGACACCAUCACCGUCGCCCAUCUCUUCCUCGCAGCAGACAUUUUUGUCCUUUCACCAACUACCGAGCCAUCAGCAACAGCAGCAGCAGCAGCAGCAGGCACAUUCGCUGUCAUCAUCAUCUUUGAAACAGGACACCUCAUUUUCACCUCCCUUGGAUAGCAUGGCCUAUAUACCAGAUCUAAUGCCAAUGAUGUUCCCAUCCGACGACCCCUUCGCCUAUCCAACUCAGCCCAUGUCGACGCUUGAAAACGACCAUUUCAAAAAGGAGUCCAACAUCCCAGGCGCACAGUAUGGAUUAAGGUCGUCUUCAUCUUUGACAAAUUCUUCUACAGAUCCAACAUCUGCCUCUACUCCGAGGCUCGACCCGUUCCACUCGUUCCAGUCGUUUACCAACACCAAUAACACUCAGGAUACUUCCGGUGGCACAGCCUCCUCAUUACCACGCCAUUUAAAACAAUUUCCACAACUUUCCACCCUCGGGAACCAAAUGACGUCCGCAUCGGGCUCUACGUCUCCAGGGGGACUCUUGCAAAGUCCGGACCUCAUCUCAAUGUCCGAUGAGUCCUUCCUCUGGCAGGACCUGGAAUCGCAGCAUCUAUCUCAACAGCAGCAUCAACAGCAACACCAAUUAUCCCAGCAGCAUCAGCCUGAUAACCAAUCUGUCCGCGACCACUCCAUGUCAGGGACCCCCGGAUUUGGCAUGGGGAUGGGCGUUACUGGCUUUGGCGGCCUCGGAAUGGGCAUGGGAAUGAAUAUGGGUGUUAACUUGGACGAUCUGCUCGGAAAUCUAUCUGCGGGCGCCGGGAAUGAUGCUGAUGGCGGCGUGGGUGCCGCCGGGUCAGAUGGAAAUAUUGAGUGGAGUCAGUGGACGGACACCGGGUUAUGAAAAUAUUAAUAAAAGAAUGAAAAUGAAAAUGAAUUGGAAAGAGAAAGGCAAAACAACAUACCAAUCUUGGGAGUCACAUGGUUAAUUAUUUUUUGUGGCAACUGAUUGGACAAAACUAACCACUGUGCAUGAACUUGGUGCAGAAGUUAAUUCAUCCACCCCCCAGAUUCUCAAGGUGAAAAACCUACUUCAAUUUCAGGAUUGGCGGUAAUAUCAACUAGGACAUGGGAUUUCUUAAGAAAAACAAACACCCUCAAAAUAAUCACUUCCUACAGGUUUGUACCUUUGGUCUUUGUUUGUUGUUCAUUGUUCCCAACGAAGCUGAUUUUUCAGAAAGAAUUGAUUCCUGAAAGUUUUUAGCAUUGUGUUAUUUACAGUUUAUUAUUCUAUUCUAUUCUAUUAUUAUUGCCAUUUCUUUCUCCCUCUUAUACAUCAUUUGCAUUUAUGAUGACUUCUACUAAUUCCAAUUUCAUUAUCAUGAUAUAAUGAAUGAUGUCAUGACAAUUGUGGGAGCAAAUUCCUCCAAGGAAAUUCUCCGAGAUUUCUCCACUCCGUUCUUUUUUUUCUUUUUUUUUUCCACCUUCUAUUUUUGCGCUCUUCAUUGAUAGAAUAUAUGUUUCUUGAUUUCGAGUUCGAUUUGUUUCAUAUUACUUCAUCUUCGUCCGUAUUUUCUCCUUUUUCUUCUCUCUGCUUUGCUAGAAUAAUCUAGAAGAAGAGUUCUGUACACAUAGCAUAGUUAACAUACCAAGCCGUAUAAUAUUAAUUAAACUGAAUAUAGUAUAUUCUAUUAUUUUUUUAAAUCCAAACCCAACCCCCCUCCAUCAAUUAUUGAACCUGACGAUAAACUAAUAAAUAAUCUUCCGCUAUCUCCAAUUACCCCAAUUCACUCAACCUCCGCACCAAACUCAACCUCCGCACCUCGUGAGGGGUUGCACACUGUGUAGACCGCGCGAUUAUUACAACCAACAAUAAACGCCAGCAAAUCCGCAUUUCUGCCAAGCACUAUUUCAGAGCAACAGAGGCUUGUCCUGCAGCUCUCUUCUCCAGUACACACAUACAUGUACAUGUACAUGUACAUGUACAUACUCCAAAAAGGCCCGUCUGGGCCAACGUGGUCGGAUGGUUUCUGUCCAGGUUACUCCGUACAAGUUACUACUUAUUUACAAGUAAUGACCUUCCUGUGAGAAUGAAUUGGUUGGCAGCUGUAAAAUGGAUGAUGAUUGUUUUGACAAUUUGUGUUUUGAAUUAUUAUUACUCCUAGACGCAAGGAAAUUUUGAAAAACUUUUAAAUAAUAAGAUGCGAAUUCUCCGUAUUUCCAGGAAGAAGAAGAUCGGUGACAGCAGCAAAUUAGUUAAUACCUGCAACCUCUCCUUUCUUACUUGUGUCUGGUGCUGGCGUUUGCCGCUGCUUCAGCGGUCAAUCUCAGCGCUGCCGGUGCGUCCUCUUUGGGGAUAUGUAGCUCGACAAGCUGGUGAUAUUUUCAAACAGAGAGCAGUUAGUUAUUGUCUUCUUCCUAUCUUGGGGUAAUGAAAAGCCAAAGGUAUAUACAUAUAUAUAUAUAUAUAUAGAUAUAUAGAUAUAUAUAUAAACAUGCGGUAAAGGCGAAAUCAUGAUCCUGAGAAGAUAAAAGAUAGGAGAAAACUCACCUGCAAAACCUUAGAAGAAGAAAAACUCUCGUCCGCAAACAAGGCGGUCAAUUCCUUCUCCGUCUUGAUAGAGUGUGUUUUGAAUGUAUUCGGCUUGGCUCCGAAUGCUGGGACGAGAUCGCUGAAUUUCCAGGGCUGGAUGUCGUUGUAUACCGCAUCCCAGCCGUGAAUGCAUCGUUCGAUAGUGUAGCCGUCGUUACAAAUUACGAAGCUAGGGUUGUUAGCGAUGACGUGGAUAUUUC
Messenger RNA from Blastomyces gilchristii SLH14081, 6314 nucleotides. Its product is annotated as C6 transcription factor. NCBI's taxonomy places the organism in Eukaryota, Fungi, Ascomycota, Eurotiomycetes, Onygenales, Ajellomycetaceae. Gene Ontology annotation, biological process: positive regulation of transcription by RNA polymerase II; DNA-templated transcription. The record is from RefSeq and is a predicted model, not a curated record. The transcript is spliced from 5 exons. Bases 1120 to 4425 code for a protein of 1101 amino acids. Gene Ontology annotation, molecular function: DNA-binding transcription factor activity, RNA polymerase II-specific; sequence-specific DNA binding; zinc ion binding. Gene Ontology annotation, cellular component: nucleus.